Messenger RNA from Nanorana parkeri, 1097 nucleotides. It is a transcript of the gene THG1L, whose product is annotated as tRNA-histidine guanylyltransferase 1 like. Gene Ontology annotation, molecular function: magnesium ion binding; tRNA guanylyltransferase activity. The coding region runs from base 53 to 982 and encodes 309 amino acids. The transcript is spliced from 6 exons. Lineage: Eukaryota; Metazoa; Chordata; Amphibia; Anura; Dicroglossidae. Gene Ontology annotation, biological process: tRNA modification. The record is from RefSeq and is a predicted model, not a curated record.
AGAACCAUAGAGCGGAGGUUCGCGGCUGCUUCAGCAACUUCCGCUUCCGGCUAUGAGGACAGCUGCUCUUUGGUUUCUGCAUGGGUUGAGGUUGCCGCGUGAGCUGUGCUGCCGGGGCAUGGCGAAAAGCAAGUUUGAGUAUGUGAGGGAGUUCGAGGCGCCGGAUGCAUGUCUGCCAAACUGCUGGGUGGUGGUGAGAGUGGACGGGAGAAACUUCCACAGGGUGUUUGCUUAUCUGUGCGAUCCUCUGUAUGUUCUCACUGAUCUCUGUUCCAACAGGUUCUCGGAGCAGCAUAACUUUAGUAAACCCAAUGACAUCCGUGCUCUCCAGCUCAUGAACCGCUGUGCACAGAAUGUGAUGGAAGAACUGAAAGACAUCUGUCUGGCAUAUGGACAAAGCGAUGAGUACAGCUUUGUCUUUCACAGGAAAUCUAACUGGUACAAAAGGCGAGCAAGCAAGUUUAUGACGCACGUGGUCUCGCAGUUUGCCUCCAGUUAUGUCUUCUACUGGAAGGAGUUCUUCCCGGAUCAACCAAUCUUGUACCCGCCUGGGUUUGACGGCAGAGUGGUCUUGUACCCCAGUGAGCAGAACCUCAAGGAUUAUCUCAGCUGGAGACAGGCUGACUGCCACAUCAACAAUCUAUACAACACCGUUUUCUGGUUGUUGGUACAGAGGGGAGGAUUAACUCCAGCACUGGCUCAGGACCGGCUACGGGGAACACUUGCUGCCGAUAAGAAUGAAAUAUUAUUUUCAGAGUUUAACAUCAACUACAAUAACGAGCCGUUACUGUAUAGGAAAGGAUCUGUCAUCCUAAAGAAGAAGGUGAAUGAAAUCAGCAAGAAAGUAAUAAAGCUGAAAGGUGAAGAGGAGAAGGAAGUGGAGGUAUCCCGUGUACGGAACCAGUUCGCCAUUCUGCAUUGUGAUGUAAUCAGCGACAAGUUUUGGGAGGAGAACCCAGAUAUACUUUCAGCUGAGAGCUGAAUAAAGUGCUUUUUUCCCCUGCUUCUUGUUGACGCCCCAUAACUGACACUACUGGGAUGUAUGGACCAAAGAAGUUGGCAGAAAGUUUAGUCUCUCAAUUACUCAAAUUAUUUAU